GGCACAGGUGGGUGCACUGCUGGGCAUGGGUGGGCGGAGCUAGUGGGCGCACUGCUGGGCGGAACUUGCGGGUGUCACUGCUGGGCACCGAUCAUCAGGGCACUGAUCAUCAGUUCCCUGAUGAUCGGUGCCGAUCCCCGCUCUGACAACUGCCGGUUCUCGGCAGUACUUUCCUCACGAUCUGACAGCUGCCGGUUCUCGGCUGCACUUUCCUCACGCUGUCAGAUCGUGAGGAAAGUACUGCCGAGAACCGGCAGUUGU
This is a messenger RNA of Staurois parvus, 261 nucleotides long. The record is from the annotation of a GenBank genome assembly. NCBI's taxonomy places the organism in Eukaryota, Metazoa, Chordata, Amphibia, Anura, Ranidae.